AUGGAAUCUGUUUUCAGCAAAGCUUAUACCUCGUUAUCUAUGAAGUUUUUGAACGUAGGAGAUCAUCUGUAUUGGUUUCUGAAUGUUUCCUUUGUGUUUAAUGUAGUGCAUGCCUCCAGUGUGGAAAGCUGUUUUGGGUACCGGGACAAGGCCAUGGAAGAAGUAAGAAUGUGUGAAGAAGUGAAGGUUUUUGGAACAUGGGCAAUCCCUUUUAGCCGGGGGGUAGAGCUGGCUUUGCGAUUGAAAGGUGUUCCAUACGAAUAUAUAGAAGAGGAUAUCUAUAAAAAUAAGAGCCCUUUGCUUUUGAAAUACAAUCCAGUUCAUAAGAAAGUUCCUGUUCUUCUCCAUAAUGAAAAACCAAUAGCAGAAUCACUUGUUAUACUUGAAUACAUAGAGGAAACAUGGAAAAACAAUCCAAUUUUGCCACAAGAUUCUUACGAGAAAGCUAUGGCUCGAUUCUGGGCUAAGUUCAUUGGUGACAAGUGUUGGACAGCUAUACGGAAACCAGAGUGGAGCCCAGAGAGUGAGCGAGAAAAGGCGAUGGAAGAAGCUCGUGAAUGCCUAAAAGCUCUUGAAAGUGCGCUCAAUGGAAACAAAUUAUAUGGGGGACAUACAAUUGGACUCGUUGACAUCGCUGCCAACUUUACUGGCUUCUGGCUUAGCAUCGUUCAAGAAGCUACAGGGCGCGAGUUGCUGUCAGCUCAUAAAUUCCCCCUCUUGUCCAAUUGGAGCCAUUGCGGCAUCGUUCAGGAAUGCCUGCUCCCCCAAAGACAAGGUAUUGGCCAUCUUCAAAGCUCGUAUUGCAGCACCCUCAAUAAACAACCCAUGUGUCCUUCAAUACUAAACAAACAACAAACAACCAACCAAAUGGCUCCUAUCUCAGGCGUACAAAAUAGUUGAUAAAUAUCUAGAUCUUUCUAUCAUCAACCCCAUGUGAAGAUGGAAAACAAUAAACAAAGUGCCACGGUUUUUGAA
Molecule: messenger RNA, 975 nt
Organism: Gossypium raimondii (Peruvian cotton)
Lineage: Eukaryota; Viridiplantae; Streptophyta; Magnoliopsida; Malvales; Malvaceae
Product: glutathione S-transferase U8
Exons: 3
Coding region: 1-900 (299 amino acids)
Biological process (GO): glutathione metabolic process
Cellular component (GO): cytoplasm
Molecular function (GO): glutathione transferase activity
Source: RefSeq, a predicted model, not a curated record